Molecule: messenger RNA, 1350 nt
Organism: Nerophis lumbriciformis (worm pipefish)
Lineage: Eukaryota; Metazoa; Chordata; Actinopteri; Syngnathiformes; Syngnathidae
Source: RefSeq, a predicted model, not a curated record
AUGGGAGCUACAGGUUACGGCUACUAUCGCGUGACCAUCUUCUUCUCCAUGUUUAUUGGCUACAUGCUGUACUUCUUCAAUAGAAAGACAUUCUCCUUUGUGAUGCCUUCAGUGAUGGAGGAGAUAAAACUGGACAAAGAUGACUUGGGUCUGAUCACCAGCAGUCAGACCAUGGCCUACGCCAUCAGUAAGUUCAUCAGUGGCGUGUUAUCGGACCAGAUCAGUGCCCGCUGGCUUUUUUCUAUUGGCCUCUUUGUGGUGGGAGGCAUCAACGUGGUCUUCUCCUGGUCCUCCACGGUCACCAUGUUCUCACUGCUAUGGUUCGUCAAUGGCCUGGGACAAGGUUGUGGAUGGCCACCGUGUGGAAAGGUGCUCCGCAAGUGGUUUGAGCCGUCCCAAUUUGGAACAUGGUGGUCUGUGCUGUCGUGCAGCAUGAACCUGGCAGGGAGUCUGGGCCCUAUCUUGGUUACCGUGCUCCUACACUACUAUGACUGGAGGACCAUCCUAACUAUGUCAGGUGUCUUCUGUGCUGCCUUCUCACUUGUGACUCUGGUGUUGGUGAGAAAUGAGCCAAAAGAUGUGGACCUGCCUAGUAUUGGGAUGGCACCGAAGAAGGGAGCAAUAAAACGCAACAGUGAGAGUACCCUGAGUGAGUUCCUCAUGUCCCCUUUCCUAUGGGUGCUUUCUCUGGGUUACUUGGUGGUGUUCGGGGUGAAGACAGCAGCGACAGAUUGGGGCCAGCUUUUCCUAAUGCAGGAGAAAGGCCAGACUGUUCUUAUGGGGAGUACUUACAUGAGUGCCUUGGAGGUAGGCGGCUUUGUAGGAAGCCUCGCAUCUGGUUUAAUCUCUGACAGAGCUGUUGCUCGUUCCGGCCUGGGCACACAUGGCAACCCUCGCCACAGCUUGCUCAUUACCAUGAUGGCUGGUAUGUGUGUGUCCAUGUACCUCUUCAGGGUCACCAUCUCUCCUGAAAUCCCAAAGGAGGCUCCUUUUUGGGUCCAAGUCAUCCAUCCUGUGUCUUUGCUUCUCGGUGUUUCAGAAAAAGAGAUAUGGAUUCUUUUUCUCGGUGCUUUGUUUGGAUUUUCCUCUUACGGGCCGAUUGCCUUGUUUGGUGUGAUUGCAAGUGAAAGCGCUCCUUCCAAUUUUUGUGGAACCUCACAUGCCAUUGUAGCACUGAUGGCAAACGUUGGGGCUUUCCUGGCUGGACUCCCUUUCAGCACUAUUGCCAAACAAUACAGCUGGGAUAUGGCAUUCUGGGUAGCUGAGGUCCUAAUGGCCAUCACUACAGUUUUGUUCUUCCUUUUUCGCAACAUGCGCACCAAGAUGGGAAGAAGAGAAAAAAUGGACUAA